Molecule: messenger RNA, 1749 nt
Organism: Vidua chalybeata
Lineage: Eukaryota; Metazoa; Chordata; Aves; Passeriformes; Viduidae
Gene: PHYHD1
Product: phytanoyl-CoA dioxygenase domain containing 1
Exons: 11
Coding region: 253-1128 (291 amino acids)
Source: RefSeq, a predicted model, not a curated record
AUAGAAAAUGUUUGUGUGCUUUGUUACCACCAAGAGCCAAAGCAAUACUGUGCAGUCCUGAAUGUCCCUUCCAGGAGCAAAGAACUGGUGACGGGGACAAUAAUCUCUGGAGCUGUGCAAGAGUCCACCUGCCCAGUGCUGGCUUUUAUCACAUGCUGGGACAAGGAUCACGUGGAGAGGCGGGGAGUCAGCCCUGCAGGGCCCAGGUGGCAUCGCCGUGUUGGUGGUGGGAUCUGGGGAGCUUCUGCCCCGAUGGCAUCCGUAACCCAGCAGCAGAUCCAGAAGUUCCACAAGGAUGGCUUCCUUGUCCUGGAGCAGUUUUUCAGUGCAGAGGAGUGUGACAGCAUGAGGAGCCAGAUCCAGAGAAUCAUCGCGGAGAUGGAAGUGCCGCCGCACUGCCGCACCGCCUUCUCCACCAAGCAGGAGGAGCAGGUCCAGGAGCAGGGUAGCUCGGAUUAUUUCCUAACCAGUGGAGACAAGAUUAGAUUCUUUUUUGAGAAAGGUGUUUUGGAUGAGAAAGGUAACUUUCUAAUUCCAAAGGAGAAGUCCAUCAGCAAGAUUGGCCAUGCUCUACACGCUUACGAUCCUGUCUUCAAGCAAAUCACCCACUCCCCCAAGGUGCAGGAACUGGGAAGAAAACUAGGCCUUGAGAGACCAGUAGUUGUGCAGAGCAUGUAUAUCUUCAAGCAACCUGGCAUUGGUGGUGAAGUGACACCACACCAGGAUGCCAGUUUCCUGCACACGGAGCCUCUGGGCAGGGUCCUGGGGUUCUGGAUUGCCCUGGAAGAUGCCACACAGGAGAAUGGCUGUUUGUGGUUCAUCCCUGGCUCUCACACCAAUGGGAUUACCAGGAGGAUGGUCCGUGCAGCUUCAGGUGCCUCAACAUGUAUAGAGUUUGUAGGCUCAGAGCCAGCCUACGACGACAAGCAGUUCAUACCUCUGCCCAUAAGUAAAGGUGGACUCAUCCUCAUCCAUGGCGAGGUUGUCCAUAAGAGUGAACUCAACAGCUCGGAGUCCUCUCGCCACGUGUUCACCUUCCACGUGAUGGAAGCCAAAGGCACCACCUGGAGCAAAGAGAACUGGCUCCAGCCAACUCCUGAACUGCCUUUUCCAUCGCUCUACACUUGAAGUUAGUGACUGGCUUGUGGAGUCAAUAGCUGAUAGCUGAUCAAUAUUCCUUUCUGAUUGUUCAUUCACAAUCUCUUUAAAAGCAACCCCCACUAGAUCAGCUCUCAAUGUUAAUUUAUCCUCCUCCUCAAAACCAGGACCAUUAUAACAGCCCAAAACCUGCAGCAGACAGAAGCUUCUACUGCAGCAGGAGCCCUGCCAGUAUGAGAGUAGUCACCCAGUCCUUUUGGUAAGGAAACACCUUCAGUCUUGAAAACAAACCAGUGAAGACCAUUGCACCUUGACUGGGACCACUUACCAAGUAUUUCUCCUUGUAGAUACUCAGUAUUUUCCGGUGUUUAAGAGCUUAAGUGCAUUUCUUGGCUGGUUGACUCCAGCAAUGCAGUGCACAUGUUGUGGGGAGAUGUUUGAUUUUCACCCCUAGUUUUCUGUCUUAUUGUUGGAAUAACAGUGAUAUAAAACAAUCUUGUUGUGGGUGAAAUGAAGCAAGAAGUCUGCUUUUUAUAGUCAAUCUUCUAAGUACUCCUGGCAGAGAGUAGCUGAGUGUUUUCUCUGAGUGUGAUUAAAAAUACAACAAUUUUUAAAGAUUAAUGUUGAAAUGUUGGAAACAAAGAACCUCAA